GCCGAAAUGGCCGCAUCCAGUCAAGGAAACUUUGAGGGAAAUUUUGAGUCACUGGACCUUGCAGAAUUUGCUAAAAAGCAGCCAUGGUGGCGCAAGCUGUUUGGGCAGGAAUCUGGGCCCUCAGCUGAAAAAUAUAGCGUGGCAACCCAGCUGUUAAUUGGAGGUGUCACUGGAUGGUGCACGGGUUUCAUAUUCCAAAAGGUUGGAAAGUUGGCUGCAACAGCUGUGGGAGGUGGAUUUUUUCUCCUUCAGCUUGCAAGCCAUACUGGGUACAUCAAGGUUGACUGGCAGCGAGUAGAGAAGGACAUGAAGAAAGCCAAGGAACAGCUGAAGAUCCGUAAGAGCAACCAGAUACCUACAAAGGUCAAAAGCAAAGCAGAGGAGGUAGUGUCGUUUGUGAAGAAGAACGUUCUAGUGACUGGGGGAUUUUUCGGAGGCUUUCUGCUUGGCAUGGCAUCCUAAGGAGGACAACUUCACUUUCAUUAUUCCUGUUUUUUUCCAAACCAGCAGCCUCUUCACUCCAUCAUAGGACAUCAAGUCUCUCCUGCUGCUCCUCUUCUUCCAUGACUUCCUCUCUGCUGUGGCAUAUCUGAAUGGCUUCUGUAGGCAUCUGUUGGUACAAGUUGAUACGGCCCUAUUGUGAACUUGAUGGCAACGGAAGAGACCAUAGACAUUAGCUGUUCUCCCAGCACACUCCCCACUUGACUAAUCUGUAGGUCAGCAAAAGUGUUCUUUUCCCCCUUCCAUAUAAGAUACUUAACAGAGCAUGGUAUAUAAAAUGGCUCACCUUGGAGGAUGAGUGGAUCCUCAAAGGUUGUCCCAACUUGAUUUGGAAAAGAAAUCACAAGCAUAUAGAUACCUUAUGUGCUGAAUGGAAAGGAACUGAAUACAUUUGUCUUUAAGCAUGAAAAAAAAAAAAAAA
Callorhinus ursinus (northern fur seal) is the source of this 922-nucleotide messenger RNA. RefSeq names its product FUN14 domain-containing protein 2. Gene Ontology annotation, biological process: autophagy of mitochondrion. Gene Ontology annotation, cellular component: mitochondrial outer membrane. The record is from RefSeq and is a predicted model, not a curated record. Lineage: Eukaryota; Metazoa; Chordata; Mammalia; Carnivora; Otariidae.